GAUUAUCAGGGAGCUGGUGAUGGGUUCUGCUUGGAGGAAGAGGAGUAAAGGAGAGGGGAGCUGCUGGAGGUGGUGGGAGGCAGGAAAUAUCUAGGGUGGAGAAAGGGAGGGGAUAGGAUGUGACAGACCUGCUGAGAUAUGUGUAAUCUAGGGUGUGAUGGAUUGUCAUCCCCGGGGUACAGUCUGGGGGGCUUCUGGGGACCACUGUGUCCUCUAACCCUCAAGCUGGGCUGGCCCUUCUCACACUGCUUUGCUGGAGAUUCAGCCAGCCUCUCCAGGCCCUGUUAUCACCCAACACGACAGCAGCUGGUGCCAUACACCUAAGCCACUCAAGGACAGAUAGAAGACAAUAGCCAAUUUCCCAGCUCCCCAACCUUGCACACCUGCUGUAGUAUAAAUCCAGAAUUAUACCAUCUUAUAGUGCACAGGGAUCUGUGUAAUGUAGGCUCAUUAAUAUAGUUUGCCUUCCCCUCGAUAUGGGAAAGAUAUGCACAACAAGCUUGUGCGCUAACCAAGCUGAGAUAUUCCCCAGACACUUCACUCAAAAUACACUGGUUAAGAUAAAGCAUAAAACAAGUUUAUUAACUACAGAAAGAUAGAUUUUAAGUGAUAGCAAACAGAUCAAAGCAGAUUACUUAGCAAAUAACCAAAAACUCAAACUAAGCCUAACAUACUAGAUGGAUAGAAUUUGAAUUAGCAGUUUCUCACCCUAACUGAUGAUAGAAGCAGUCCACCAAGUUUCCAUACACAAGAUAGAGAUCCCUGUACCCUGGGACCAGCACUUCCCCCAGUUCAGUCUUUGUUCCUCAGGUGUUUCCAGAAGUUCUCUUGUGUGGGGAAUGAGGCCAAGAGAUGAUGUCACACCCCACCUUAUGUACCUUUUCUAUAUGGUGGGACUCCUUUGUUUCAAACUGAAUUCCCAGUCCAGUUUGUGGAAUAAUACAGGUACCAAAAUGGCGUUCAGUGUCAUGUGGUCUGGUCACAUGCCCUAGCAUGCCCAACUGAGUGCUAAGCUCUUGCAUGGUCCAUUGUCUUUGUUGAUGAGCCAUCAGCGCUGUCUGGCUUCUUCAUUGUUGUACCUGAAAGACUAGUUGUGGGUGUUACCCAGAGUAAGCACAUUUGAAAUACAGAUACAUAGUCAAUAUCCAUAACUUCAGAUACAAACGUGAUCCACGCACACAAAUAGGAUAAUCAUAUUGAGCAAAUCAUAACUUUUCCAGUGACACCACACAUGAUGUAUCUGGCACAAAAUGCAUCAUAAUUAUGUCCUAAUAAUAUUAUAAUCAUACCACUAUGAUGAAUAUGGGGUGUAGUGUCAGAUAGGGCCUAAUUUCAAGGCACAGGAGUUGGGACUGGAACUUCCCCUCUUUGUGGAACAGGAAAUAACCCUCCAGCCAGGGCUGGGAAAACUUCCCAGACUCGCAGUGCUGGAGCCUGAAUCUGACACUUCAUUAGUUACCACCACCCCCAAUCUUUGUGGGAACUGCAAACUUUAUCAGUGAUGAUUUUAUAUUCUCUUCUAGGUUAUUGAUAAGAAUGUUAAUAGCACAGGGCCAAGAACCAGUCCUUGCGGAACCUGCUAGAAAUAAAUCCACUCGACCAUGGUUUCCCAUUUACAAUCAGUUUUUAAUCUAUUUAAUGUAUGCCAUGUUUAUUUUGUAUCAUUCUAGUUUUUUAGUCAAAAUAUUAUGCUGAACCAAGUCGUAUGCCUUACAGAAGUCUAGGUAUAUUACAUCAAUACUAUUAGCUGCAACCAAACUUUUCAUCUCCUCCAAUAUGGAUAUCCAGUUAGUUUGAUAGGAUCUAUUUUCACUAAACCUUUGUUAAUGGGUACUAAUUAUAUUACCCUCCUUUAAUUCUUUAUUAAUGAAAUCCAGUAUCGGCUGCUCCAUUAUCUUGCCCAGUAUCGAUGUCAGACUGACACUCUUGUAAUUAGUUGGGUCAUCUCUUUUACACUUUUUAGUAUUGGUACAGCAUUAGCUUUAUUCCAGUCUUCUGGAAUUUCCCCAGUGUUCCAAGUCCUAAUUAAAAUCAACAUUAAUAGUCCACCAUGCUCCUCCACUAGGUCUUUUAAAAGUCUUGGAUACAAGUUACCUGGACCCGCUGAUUUAAACAUGUCUAACUUUAAUAGCUCAUGAAGUCCUGUUGGAAUGGAAAGUGUGUCGUUGUCAACAUCUUAUGAUAUGAGUACAUCAUCUGUUUUUCUCCAAAUCCAGGAGAGAAAUAUUUAUUGAAGACUUUUACCUCUUCUGUAUUAUUUUUGAUAAUUCUGCCAUUUCUGUAUAGUAAUUUACCACUACCAUUGUUAGGAUUAAUAUACUUUUAAAAACUUUCUUCUUAUUUUCAUUGAUUGGUCAUUGAUUUCUGAUAGCUUCCCUUACCAAUUUUCUACAGUACUGACCUUCUAACUUAUAUUCUUUACUAUUGACUUCCCCUUUCUUCCAUAUAUUUUAUUUGGAGAGUGUUGGGAUUCCUACCAGGGAGCCACCAGCAGGGUCCAGAGACAGCCUCAUCUCCUAUAUCAAGCUCUGGCUAGUAGGGGCCGGUGACUUUCGUGGAAGUGGCUGUGUAUUUCACCAGGGAAGAGCGGGCUCUGCUGGACCUCACUCAGAGAGACCUCUACAGGGAUGUCAUGCAGGAGAACUAUGAGACAGUGGUCUUGCUGGGGUUUCCAGUUUCCAAACCUGAUGUGAUCUCGCAGCUGGAACGAGGGGAAGAGCCGUGGGUCCCAGACCUCCAGGACUCUGAGAAAGAAGUGCUCCCGAGAGCUGCCUGCACAGAGAGUGACCUAUGUCUGGAUUCUCUCUGUCUCCCCUCAGGUGUUGGGAUGGUGAGUGAGAAUGAGGAGAAUCCCCAGCAGGAAGAUGCUGAGCAAGUAAAACCACAUGGGACGUUAUCAGGAAGAUCCAAAGGGAAUGUUUCCUGGAGUUGUGCACUCCCAGAAAAAGCAAAAGCCUGUGAGACUGAGCAGAUGCCAGAGGAAAACUUGAGGAGCCACUCAGACCUUAUUACACGCGAGAAAAUCAACUUGGAAGAGACAUGCUACACAUGCCAUGAGUGUGGGAAAAGCUUCAGUGGGAGCUCAGACCUUUUCACACAUCAGAGAAUCCACAGAGGAGAGAGACCGUACACGUGUUCUGAGUGCGGGAAAAGCUUCAAUCAGAGCUAUACCCUUAUCAGACAUUGGAGAACCCACACUGGAGAGAAACCCUACACGUGUUCUGAGUGUGGGAAAAGCUUCAAUCAGAGCUCAAACCUUAUCAGACAUAGGAAAAUCCACACAGGUGAGAAACCUUAUGGGUGCUCUGUGUGUGGGAAACGCUUCAUUGAUAGUUCAGCCCUCAUCUCACAUCAGAAAAUCCACACAGGAGAGACGCCCUACACAUGUUCUGAGUGUGGGAAAAGUUUCAAUAAUAGCUCUGACCUCAUCAAACAUCGUAGAAUCCACACAGGAGAGAAACCCUAUAUGUGUUCUGAGUGCAGGAAAAGCUUCAAUCAGAGCUCAAUCCUUAUUAGACAUCAGAAGAUCCACAUGAGAGAGAACUGUAAUAAAUGCCUUGACUAGGGCUGGCCAAAGAUUUUUCUUUUAAAAAAAAAUCACAUUUGCUAAUUCCCAGAGUGAUCUUUGCACCAUCUUCACCGUGGUCUCUCAGCUCCCCCAGAUAAGUUGCCUGCUUCUGCCUUUUGCAGCUCACCUUCUUUGGGGUCCGUCCUGUGAUCUUUUCUAUCAACUCCUUUCCUUUUGAGUCAUAGGAGUGUGCGUCCCUCCAGCCAGGAAUGUUCAUCAGCUCUAGGUGGGGGAGAGAGGUUUGAUCCCAACAAGCUACACUGAGGCAAAAACUACCUGUGCCUUACAUCCACUAGGACUGUACAUGGCAUUGGCUGCUCGAGUUAGUGAUCUUGGUGUAAAAAGACAAUUAUAGUUGUAGUGCAGAUGCAGCCCAGAUGCAGUGGUUGGCAUUAGCUUUCCCCUUGACCUGACCUAAACUCCAUCACUUUUCCUAGUCUAAACAAACCCUGAGCAUCACGGUUAUACUGUUCCCCCAGUUCAAAGCAAUUGUUAGUCAUCAGGUUCCCCCUUCGGGAACAAAUUGUUUCAUUCCCAGUUGCUCUGAUGUUGCUUCAGGUUGUGCUGGAGAGCAGAUAUUUUUACUACCAUUUUCCUCACUUAAAAUAUAUUGAACUAUAACAAAAAGCAGGAACAGGGCAGGGAUAGGGAAAAAUGUCAUUUCACCCUCUGUAACAGAAGAAGAUAGGGUAAAUCAGAGGGAUUCCCUUAUUCCUCAUCACCAUCGCAAUCCCUCUCUUGUUCAGUUGGUUAGGUCAAUAUUAUUUCUAAAGGGUGGGGAAGAGGAUUCCCUAGUGAAUGACUUGGAACUAAGCAAAAUACCCAUGCAUUGGGCUCCCAAAGCAGUUGUGGCAUGGGCUCUACAGGAGGUCACCCCUGAAGAUAUCUCCUUCCUAAUCAGGUGCAUGUUGCCUAUUAUUUGGGAAAUGCAAUCCCUAUCUAGGUAGAGAUGGGGAAAAUGGAACUGACAUUUCUGUUCAGCUCACCCCUGGGAGAUGCUGCUGCAAAUGUAUAGAAAAUGAAAUCCGUGUUGAGUGGGAUAUAGCUGCAGAAAGAAACCUAUUUUUAAUAGAUACCUGACAUUUGGUGUUUUACAGGGAAUCUAAGCCGCACCUGAAUUUAGUCCCUAAUUUAAACCUGUGCCACCAGAUUAAAGAAAUAAAAGGGCAUUUUGGGGGGAGUUAUACCUCACUAUCGCUAUUGAUAUGUUGUGUGGUUGGUGAAGAAUUCUACGCCAGGGAAGUGUAAAAUUACUCCAAGUAAGGUCAAAGAUUUGACAAGAAGUCAGGUAGAAAUUGCAGGUACGAGUGGUUGAUUUUCACCCCAGAGAUGGAAGCUAUGGUGACCUGUGGCCCAGGUAAACUAUUUUUAGAACGCUGCUCACUAGUUAAGUGGCAUUGAUCACGCUCCUAAAGGAUGCCAUGAUUAAAUUGGGAACAACUGUCUCUUUCAGCUGAUUCCUUCAGAGCCAUUCCAUGCCUAUGGGUCCCAGUCUGGCUGUCUUGUUGGGCAAGAAGCACUUCCAUGCUGGGCAAAUGAUUUAUAGCCAAUGAGGGAAUGUAUCAGAUUCCAAGUUCAGACUGCAGGAUAUAUGAAUAUUGAGUCCAACGUCUGUGGUUUGGUCUCUUAGUUUACCCUUGAAUCUAAUGCAUUUGUAUCACUUCUCCACCUCUUGCUACUUUGAAAGAUUAGAAAGUGUGAAAAAGAAGCACAGGUGGUUUUUCUCAUGAUGCAGCCUUCCCACAUAGUGAGAGACCCCUUCCACCCACACUUCUGGGAGAAGACCCAGGGAGAAAUGAACUCACAGAAAUGGAAGGCUUCUAGGUUAUUGUAGAAUGUGACUUCACACAAAGCUCACGGGAUGGAAAUGGGAAUUAAGAGAAAACUGCCCUAUAGGUUUAUAUUUUGUAAGAGUUGAAUAAAUUGUUACCAGCAACAAUGAAAUUAAACAUGAAGUUAAUUAGUGUAAGAGGCUGAUUCUGUGAUGACUUUCAGUGUUACAAUAUGAUUCAGGUUUUCUUCUAGUUUUCUCCCUGCCCCCUCCUACUAUAUCGGAAAUGGUGGUUAAUCCUGAAAUUAAAACCUCACUCCAAAGGAAUUAGAGUGGGGGAAUAUGUGAGAGAAAUAGCAUGUACGAGAAGAGAGACCCAGUAUGGACUGUAAUUAUUUCUAUUUCUAAUGGAAUUUAUUUUGAUACAUUUUAAAAUAAAUCUUCUGUUAGGAGGAAAAUUACUUGAGACAAGAUGUGUAACCUUUUACCCAUUCCCCACAGUGCUGAUGUGUUUUUGUUUGUUUGUUUCUCUCUCCUCCAGUGGUUGCUUUUUAAUAAAAGAAUAGUUUUGGUUUGAAA
Chrysemys picta bellii (western painted turtle) is the source of this 5918-nucleotide messenger RNA. The record is from RefSeq and is a predicted model, not a curated record. Lineage: Eukaryota; Metazoa; Chordata; Testudines; Emydidae.